CAUCUUCCAUAUCUCUCUCUCUCUCUCUCUCUCUCUCUCUCUCUCUCUCUCUCUCUCUCUCUCUCUCUCUCUCUCAGAGAGGAUCUUGCUAUUUGGACGGCGGAGAUUCACUGACUGGAUAAUUCCAUGAGGCCCGACUACUUCGUUAGCUCGCCUGCUCCUUUUCGGACGAGACCUGUAGAGGAGAAGAGAGACCUUGAAUUGGAAGGGGAGAGCCUCAUUAGUUCAUCAUCACCGUCAUCAUCAACUGUAAGAAAGAUGCGCACUUAUGAGACAUCUCAUGGUGGGUCACUAGGUAAUGUGGCCCAUGUGUGGAUGCCUAUAAGGGCUAUUAAUAGACUAUUCAUGAAUGUUUAUAUCGUCCUAAUCAAAGCAAAGAUCAAUGUGCUACUACCUUUUGGUCCUUUAGCAGUGUUGCUCCAUUAUCUUACCAAAAACCAAGGAUGGGUUUUCUUCUUCAGCUUGUUAGGCAUAACACCUUUGGCUGAACGUUUAGGCUAUGCAACAGAACAACUAGCCUAUUACACUGGACCUAUAGGCGGGGGUCUUCUUAAUGCCACAUUUGGAAAUGUGACGGAGAUGAUAAUUUCAAUCUAUGCUUUAAAGGAUGGAAUGAUCCGUGUUGUUCAACAAUCACUACUUGGAUCUAUCUUAUCAAAUUUAUUGUUAGUGCUUGGGUGUGCUUUCUUCACGGGUGGGAUUGUCCAUUAUCAGAAAGAUCAAGUCUUCAACAAGGCAGCUGUUGUGGUGAACUCUGGAUUACUAAUGAUGACAGUCAUGAGUAUAACAUUUCCAGCUGUACUUUACUUCACGAAUUCAGAGGUCCUACUUGGAAAGUCAGAGUUAGCUCUUUCGAGGUUUAUCAGUUGCAUUAUGCUUGUUACUUAUGCUACUUAUCUUGUUUUUCAAUUCAAGAGUCAUCAGAAUCUUCAUAAUCCUAUCAACCAGGAAGUGGCUCAAAAUGAAGAAGUCUCUGACGAAGAAGGUAUGCCUGAGAUAACUUGGUGGGAAGCAGUCUGUUGGCUUGCUUUUUUCACAUUAUGGAUUUCUAUUCUCUCUGAGUAUCUUGUCAAUACCAUACAAGGAGCAUCUGAGUCAUUGAACAUUUCAGUAUCUUUUAUUAGUGUCAUUCUGCUUCCUAUAGUAGGAAACGUGACAGAACAUGCGAGUGCAAUGAUGUUUGCUAUGAAGGACAAACUUGACAUUUCACUAGGAGUUUCAAUUGGAUCAUCUACUCAAAUAUCAAUGUUUGUGAUUCCUUUCUGUGUGGUUGCUGGUUGGAUUGCGGGAAAGCCAAUGGACUUGAAUUUUCAGCUCUUUGAAACUGCUACUCUCUUUGUAGCAAUACUUGUUGUUGUAGUUACACUACAGGAAGGGACUGCAAACUAUUUCAAAGGGCUCAUGCUCAUACUCUGCUAUCUGGUAGUGGCAGCCAGUUUCUUUCUACAUUCCGAUCCUUCAAAUGGUUAUUAUUAAGGAUCUACUAAAGGAGACAACCUGGCAAGAACAACAAUCUCUGCAUUAAAAUAAUGAAUAGAAUGUGUUUUUCUUGUAGAAUUGUAGGCAUGCACUCAAUAUCUAUGCAGUUUCUGUAUUCCUAGAUUAUCUUUUGUUUCAAACUUCAAAAGUUCAGGAUUUUGUGUUUUGGAGUCUGAUCCAUUUCCUGAGAGCAGAAAGCAACAAGACUAGAGCUUGUACUAAAAUGGUCCUCCUCACUACCAAUUCAAGUUGUUGCAUCAUUUUUUUUUUCUUUA
This is a messenger RNA of Magnolia sinica, 1754 nucleotides long. RefSeq names its product vacuolar cation/proton exchanger 2-like. The record is from RefSeq and is a predicted model, not a curated record. The transcript has 12 exons. Bases 127 to 1476 code for a protein of 449 amino acids. Gene Ontology annotation, biological process: intracellular calcium ion homeostasis; calcium ion transmembrane transport. NCBI's taxonomy places the organism in Eukaryota, Viridiplantae, Streptophyta, Magnoliopsida, Magnoliales, Magnoliaceae. Gene Ontology annotation, molecular function: calcium:proton antiporter activity. Gene Ontology annotation, cellular component: plant-type vacuole membrane.